AGUGCCCAUCAGUGCCACAUCAGUGCCACAUAUCAGUGCCUACCAGUGCACAUCAAUGCCACCCAUCAAUGCCAAUCAGUGCCACCUAUCAGUGCCAGUCAGUGCUGCCUAUCAGUGUGCAUCAGUGCCGCCUAUCAAUGUCUGUCAGUGCCACCUAACAGUGCCAGUCAGUGCUGCCUAACAGUGCCAGUCAGUGCCACCUAUCAGUGCCAGUCAGUGCCGCCUAUUAGUGCCAGUCAGUGCUGCCUAUCAGUGCCGCCUAUCAGUGCCAUGUAUCAGUGCUGCCUUUCAGUGCCCAUCAGUGAUGUCUGUCAAUGCCCAUUAGUGCCACCUACCAGUGCCUCCUCACCAGUGCUCAUCAGUGCCACCUAUCAGUGUCCAUCAGUGCAGCCUAUC
Staurois parvus is the source of this 396-nucleotide messenger RNA. The record is from the annotation of a GenBank genome assembly. Lineage: Eukaryota; Metazoa; Chordata; Amphibia; Anura; Ranidae.